Molecule: messenger RNA, 7680 nt
Organism: Schistosoma haematobium
Lineage: Eukaryota; Metazoa; Platyhelminthes; Trematoda; Strigeidida; Schistosomatidae
Gene: PDE8A
Product: High affinity cAMP-specific and IBMX-insensitive 3',5'-cyclic phosphodiesterase 8A, variant 2
Exons: 12
Coding region: 4517-5956 (479 amino acids)
Biological process (GO): positive regulation of ERK1 and ERK2 cascade; signal transduction
Molecular function (GO): 3',5'-cyclic-nucleotide phosphodiesterase activity
Source: RefSeq, a predicted model, not a curated record
CAGGACGAGAUGCGUGUCCUGGAUUCUACUGCUAACCAUCAUCUACCUUCACUUGUAAUUUUAAAUUAUGUGUUGAAUAAUCACUAUUUGAAUAUAUACUUCAAGAAAUUAGUACCGAAGUUUUUUGUGGCGAAUAAAGCCAUGAUUAUUAAUUUCAUACUUUGCAUUUUAGAUUUUCCCAAAAGAUGAGUAUAGAUUUCAAAUGAAAUCAGAGACUAGACAGCCGACAAUUAAAGAGUCCGUAGAUAAUGAAAUAGCAUCAACGGAUGAACUGAAAGCCAAUGUUAUUGAUUCAGUCACUGUGCUACAUGAGCAAGGAAAGUAAGUUUACUGUUAUUAUCAAAUAUUGUAUAGCAUCUUAUUUGAGAUAAAUAUAAUUGAAAUUUUAAUUAUAAUAACAAUGCGUGUAUCUAGAAAGUAAUAAUAUACUAUAUGCAACAAGUGAUAUAUAUAUGAACCAUCCGUUUUUUGGAUUUUAUUGAAGUCACGAACCGAUCUAUGUUAGACCACCAUCGAAAACCUGGAAUCACUGGACGGCCGUAUCGUCCUAAUGUGGGUCUGCUCAGCGAUUCCCAUCUACCACACUUUAUACAGGACUCGAACCUAGGACGAACGCGUAAACUUUAGAUCAUUGAGUCUGCAUCAAACCGUGUUGACAUCUAACUUCAAUCAAUUUACGACACUGUGUGACUAUCUUGUAUUGUUUUAGUUGGUUAACUGCUUCAUACGCUACACAGAUUUGCUCCACUGGUUAAGGUUACUUACUGGAACUCCAGGAAUUUCCUCUCAAGAUUGGUCACUAAUGGACACAUUAUAAAUGCCAGUAAGUGGUUACGGAAAUUGCCGAAUUUCAUUGACAGACAGUUUCAUAAAAGACGCUAAGUAAUUAGAAAUAAUAUUGGUGUUGUGAACCGACCAAAUUUGGUUAUCCGCUGAAAACUAAAAAGCAGUUUAUAGCUGUUUCGAACUAUUAUGAAACGCCUUUGCAGUACGCAUCAAACAGAUCGGAGAUCAUUGGCCCAAACUGUUGUAACGGGUGGAUUGCAGAUUAGAUGCGCAGUGUUUUAUUGAUCGAUUCAGUGACACGUAAACACGUACGGACGACCUAGAGUCUCGAUUGGCCCUACUUCGCUGUCUAACCCAGCCAGUUGAGUCCAGAACACAAGUCACAGCCUCUGAAAUAUGAAUCAUUAUAUUUCAAACAUACUCUGUUUAUAUACCAACCAAACAGACCACAUCGUACCAUAAAACAAGAAAACAACAUCUGUACAAUAUUUAACGAGUGAAAUAAAUAAUGGCCAAUAGGGAAUGUCCAUUUAAAGUCCAAGGACAUCAUUAGACUUAACAUGAUAAUGAUUGAUACAUUCCUCUGCAUCCCUAACAAAAACAAUAAUUACUUACUUACGCCUGUUACUUCCAAUGGGCGAUAGGCAUCCAACAAACAUUCUCCAACCCACUCUGUCCUGAGUCUUCAUUUCUAGUUCUAUCCAAUUAUUAUUCAGUCUUCUCAUGUCUGUCUCCACUUAUCGGCAUAACAUGUUCUUUAUUUUUCAUCUUCUCCUUUGACAUUGAGGAUUCCAUGUGAGGGCUUGUCUUGUGACGCAGUUGGGUGCUUUCCUCAAUGUGUGUCCUAUCCACUUCCAGCGCUUCUUCCUCAUUUCUUCCUCCACUGGAAUCUAGUUUCUUCUCUCCAAUAGUAGGUUGUUGCUGAUAGUGUCUGGUCAACGGAUCCGAAGUAUUUUGCAUAGACAAUUGUUAAUAAACACCUGUAUCUUCUGGAUGAUGGCUUUUGUAGUUCUCCAAGUUUACGCCUGAUACAUUAGAACUGUCUUGACAUUUGUAUUGAAAAUUCUGAGUUUGAUAUUGGUUUAGAGACAGUUGUUUUGAGUUCCAGAUAAUCUUCAGUUGUCGAUAUGUUGCUCUUACGUUGUCGAUUCGUGCCUUCACAUCUGCAUGAGAUCCACUGUGCUCGUCAACGAUGCUACCCCGAUAUGGGAAGGUUUUUACAUCUUCCAAAACAAUAUCUAUCCAAUAAUUCAUACAGUAAAAACUAUGAAAUUAGGAAAUACAAGGAAGUCUUUGGCACUAAUACAUAAUAAACAUCUUGCUUAGUGUUGACUGUGGUUAGAGACGUAAGUCAUUAAAUGUUAACUUAAUAAUUUGAAUGACAAACACAUACUAAAAGACCCUGAGGUGUCCUUGCUUUGAAUCCUGGUGAAUAAAUGAGUGCCCAUUGCUGAGUACUUCAACUUUAAGAUAAACCAGCUGUAGAGAUUUCUGCUUCCUAAUAAUACUCCAACUGACAUUAGUCUGUGAUAACUACGAUCUACAAACAUAAACAUUAUAAAUUUAUUCUAAAUACUAUUCACGAUUGAUGUAUGGGCGAGAAUGAUAAUGAUUGGUUAUCUGCUUAGUCAAACAUGCAGAUAGUCUGACAGGUGUCAGAUGAGUUUUAUUUUCCCUUAUCCUUAUUAUUAUUAUUAUUGAUUGUUCAUUGUUGUUGGAUUGUGUCGAGUUUUGGUGUGGAAAUAUAUUUACUUUCUAGUCAAGCUAAUCACGUGUUCAUGAUCUGAGUUGUGUUGAAGUCCUGUAGAAUCAACAUUAGGAAGGAAAUCUACUGUAGAUAUUCGUCUAAGGUAAAUUAACGUCCCAUACGUAUAAACGUGGAAACCCAACUACUAUAACCGAACGUUCUAACAACGAUACAAUGAUUAUCAAGUUCGAUAUUAAUUUAUUAUUAUUAUUAUUAUUAUUAUUAUUAUUAUUAUUAUUAUUAAUUUUUGUCCAUCUAACUUUCAGUUUUCCAUAGUUUCCCAUAUGUAUAGAUGAAAACUGCGUGUACACAUAAUAAGUAUUACACAAAAUGUCACUUUCUUUCAUGUCAGUUUAUUAGACUUACGAAAAUUUGAUAAAUUUCAUUAUAUUACCAAUGUGUAUCCUUUUUAUUUUUAUUUUUACAUGUUUGUAACUAUGCGCUUUUGUGUUCGAUCUUGUGUGUGUGUGUGCGUGUGCGUGUGUGUGUAUAUAUAUAUAUGUGGUUGUUAGUUUUGAAAAAAUAAAUAAAUAAAAAUUCCACCUUUCACAUGAACUGAUUUAUAUGCAUAGAUUUAUGCGUAUAUAUAUAUAUAUAUAUUAUUGAUCUAUCCUGAAAAUAGAUUCUUUAUAAUUUAUUAUACUAUAGUGAAAUUUCUAAAACAACAACAACAACACAAAAAACACAAUGAUAAUGUUAUCAUGAAUUCAGUUUAAUUUGAUUUUAAGAUGAUGGUUGAAGGUACUCAACAGGAAACCGUGAAUUUAUGUUCCGUGCUAUUUGUCACUCGUCAGUAAGGUGUAUCUGUAAUCUUGAAAGAAUUGGUGUUUUUUGAUGAUUUCAAUUCCGUGUCACCCAGUUUCAUAGUCAGAGAUGUUACUACUGAGCUAUACGGAUCGUGAUUAACCUCCUGUAGGACUGAGAUGUAUUCACAGUUGAUUGAUCAAUGGUUGGUAAUCAAUGUCAUGUUUUUCAGGUCCUUCUUAUUGACUAGCUCCAACCAUCAUCAUAACUCAACAUAGUGUACGCAACGUCGAAUCAAUUAAACUAGUGGCCACAUUGCAACUUGGUCAAUAGGAUUCGUUAUGCACUAAGAAAGACCCGACAUACAUGACAUUGGUCGCUACUCAAUGACCAAUCAAUUGUGAUUAAUUUGAUUUUAGUUAUCUUAGAUUAAUAUGCACAAAAUGAGAUGAGUUGUUUAAUCUUAAAAUACCUGUCUUUCAUAGCAGUUUUAUACUCUUCUAUAUAUAUUUAACUGAUAUAAAACAUUUUAGUGACGUAUAUAAGGUCUUACGUCUACAAAUGUUAAGAUGUGUGGUGGUACACUCCGUGUUCAACGAGUAGUAGAAUGAAGCUAUCAACUAGGAUUUAAGUUUAUAUAUAUAUAUAUAUAUAUAUAUAGUAUCACGUAAUUUCCAUCACUUCAAACAAUCAUUCCUUGUCUCAUUUCAAAUGAUAUAAUUUAUUCAAAUUAAAAAUGAUGCAAUAUUUUUCUAACUACUUACAUCUAUACUGGACCCUGAAAUCACUGAACGACCGUUUCGUCCUAUUGUGGUACUCCUCAGCAGUGCUCAUCCACGAUCUCAGCUCUCGAAAUUCAAACACGGAACCUAUCGCUCUCACGCUUUCGCGCUUAACUUCUAACAUCAAUUGAACCAUACUAUUUUGACUACAAAUUUUAAGCCUGGACGGUGUUUCACUCUCCUAUUAAACAGGAUUGAGCUAUACUGUAUUGAGUUAUCACAUGAAAGUCUGAAUGAUGUUUAAUUCUCCUAAAAAUCAAAUGUCAAAAAAUACCCUAGCUCACAAGAAUAUAUUAUAUAACAUCUUCUUCCUGUUAUUGUUGUUCUUUUUUUCUUCUUUCAACUCAGGAAAUUUAGAGAAUUUAUCUCCGUACGAAAAACUAGAAACUCAGAUACAAACAAUAUUGUUGGUUUAAGUGCGUUAUUACAUUCUAGAUGUCCGGACUUUUCGUCACCAAUGUGUAAAGUAAUUGGAAUUUUGAACUCUGCACGUGUUCGCAGUCCAUUACCAGUAGCAAAAGAUUUACAAAAAGCUAUUAAUUUAAUAUGUAGUUCAAAUGUAUUUGUUGAUCAAAUAAUGAAACCAUUAAGUCGAACAAAUGAUCCUAUCACAGCAGAUCUAAUUGAAGGUUUGAUUACUGGAUCAAACCUAGCUAGAGAACCAGAGAACUUACUCAAACUUCGAUCUUUGGCUAAAUCUCUAAAAGGAUCCGAAAAUGUUACAACAACACUGUCAACUUUACAAAAUAGUCCAGAAAUUGAAACUUGCCUAUCAAAUUUUGAUAAAUGGGACUUCAACAUAUUUGAUCUUGAACGGUUAACCAGUAAAAAACCUCUCACUUAUUUAGGCAUGAAGAUAUUGGACAGUUUCAAUGCUCUUAGUGUACUACGUGUACCUAGUCAAAUUUUAGUCGGUUGGUUAACAGUAAUUGAAGAACAUUAUCAUGUGGAUAAUCCAUACCAUAAUGCUACACAUGCAGGUGAUGUUCUACAAGCAUCAGCUUACUUUCUACAACAUAGUUUAAUAAGAUCAAUUUGCACAAAUAUCGAUGAAGUUGCUACACUUUUAGCCGCGAUAGUACAUGAUGUAGACCACCCGGGGAAAACAAAUCCAUUUCUUGUGAAUAGUAAUGAUCCAUUAGCUAUUCUAUACAAUGAUAUUGCUGUAUUAGAAAGUCAUCAUGCGGCUGUUUCAUUUGAAUUAACCCUCCGAUCACCUGACAUCAAUAUUUUUCAGAAUUUGACACGUGAAGAAUAUCGUACAAUACGUAGCUAUAUUGUUGAUAUGGUAUUAUCUACUGAAAUGGUACGACAUUUUGAUAUUGUUACAAAAUUUGUAAACACAUUAAGUAAACCAAUGCUUGCAAAGAAUCGUCACCAUGAUCGUUCAUCUGUCGGUAGUAUGAGUUCUAUGGAAUCGUGUUCUAUGGGAAUGACAAUGUCUCAUUCUACUUCACCAAGCCCUGGACAAGAACGUAUAUCUAGUACACUAGAAAACUUAUCAACUGCAGAAAAUAGAACAUUAAUUAAACGUUUAAUUAUUAAAUGUUCCGAUGUUAAUAAUCCUACAAGACCAUUAUCUAUAUGUAAAGAAUGGGCAACAAGAAUAGCGGAAGAAUACUUUUGUCAAACGGAAGAAGAGAAACGACGCAAUUUGCCUAUUGUUAUGCCAAAUUUUGAUCGACAAACUUGUAAUAUUUCUCAAUCACAGUUAUCAUUUAUCGAUUUCUUUUUAAAAGGAAUGUUUUCAGGAUUUGACUGUGUUUUUCCAAUCCCUGAACUAAUGAGUAAUCUAGAAAGUAAUACAGCUUAUUGGGCCAAUAAUAUUGAAAAAGAGAAAAAAACACAUGUAACUUAUCAAACAGAAACAAAAUCAAUAUCUGUUCACCAGGAUUAAACCUUAUUUUAUUUUAUUUUUUUGUUUUUUGUUUUUGUUUGUUUUCGGUUUUAUAUUUAUUUUUCAAUACUUCACAUUUAUUUGUUCCUUUGUUACCAGGUUAGAAAUAAAUUAAUGUAAGCAUAUUAAAUAUACAUAUUAGGUCAUACACACAUACAUAGAUAUGCAUGUAUGCAUAUACAUCAAAUCUAUCUAUCUAUCUAUAUCUAUCCUAUUCUAUCCUUUCCUGUCCUAUCCUACUCUAUCCUAUCCUAUCCUGUCCUGUCCUAUCCUAUCUAUCUAUCAAUCAAUCAACUAAUGAAUCCAUGUAUCUAUCGCAUUGAUAUAGAAGAAAGAAUAAUCUAACAGAAUCAUAUCGGUUGUUUACUCAUCCACUAUUAAUAUUGUUGUGGUUAUUGUUUUUAAUUGGAUUCAAUUAGUCAGUUCCAACUGAAUACUCAUUCAUUAGUUAAUUCUGUACAAACUAUACACAGUGUACUUGAAAACGAAGAAAAACAAACAAACAAUAAAAUGGAAAAUAAACAAAACAGUCUAGAAUUUUUGUUGAAAAUUCUUCUGAGUAAUUUUUUUUCUAAAAAUUGUUCAUUCUUUUUUCUUUUCUUUUUUUCUUGUUUUUCUCUUUUUUUGGUUUUGUAUGAUAAAUAAUUGUUCAGUUGUUAAAUUCUUCGAAAUCGUUCAAUAGAAUCAUCGUCUAAUUCUAGAUCCAUCUUCAUGAUAUUCAUAUUGAUAUUGUCACUUGUCAUUCUAUUCAUUUUUAAUGACGUCUUUUUUGUUUUCUCUUUUUUUUAAUAAGAUGCCAAAUUAUGUUGAUAGAGAAGAUUUUGGUUGUUGUACAAGUAUGCUUAUAAUUACAUAAUGACAUCAUCACUACCACUACUACUAUUACCACUGCCGCUACUACUACUACUACUACUUCUAGUACUACUACUACUAUUACUCUUAUAAGUAGUAGUAUUAUUUCUUAAAAAUAAUUUUGUUUAUUCAAAUAAACCAUUUUAACUCAUUCAUAUUAUUCAACAAUUCAAUAUUAUUCAAUGGAUAUUCUUCAUUUAUGUCUUACAAUCCAUUAUUAAUCAUAGAGAUUAAUAUAAGUAGUAUUUUUUUUAAAACUUGAUCAAUAUUUUAUUUCAUUUCAUUGUUUGCUUGUUUGUUUGUUUGUUUUCUACCAUGUAAAACAAUCAAAUUUUACUUUAAUCUUUCUAUUCUAUAUUACUAAUUGUCUACCUCGUGUAGAAUCAUGUUUGAUUGUGUUAUUAUAUUGAUUUAUGACACUUUUAUUGAUCCAUUACGUACUUAUUUACGCCUAUUCCUAUCGAUGGAGCAUAGGCUACCGACUAGCAUUCACCAUAUGUCUAUAUAUGGAUACAAAAUAAUGUUUAUAUAUAUAUGGAUAAGUUUAUAUUUCUAUGUCUAUUAUAUGUCUAAAUGUAUUCGUUUAUUUUGUUGGUAACUAUGAACAUCCUCAAAGAAUUGUUCUUCCAUAAUAGAAAUGUAUUAUUAUCAUUACUGUGUGAAUAGUAAUUAUGAUUGAGAUAUAUUCUCAACUUGUAUUGUACAGUGAUAACUUAACAUUCAUUAUAAUCACAUAUAAUCCAUCCAGAUCAUUGAAGAUAAGCUUAUGAUGAUGUAAUCAUACUUAUUAUGUUGUUGAUGUAAUAAGACUAUUGUAAAUCAACAGUAUGCAAAUUGUUAUUAGAAAAUAUUAUGAAUCGAUAUAAAUUAUU